This is a messenger RNA of Hyphopichia burtonii NRRL Y-1933, 615 nucleotides long. It is a transcript of the gene OPI3, whose product is annotated as bifunctional phosphatidyl-N-methylethanolamine N-methyltransferase/phosphatidyl-N-dimethylethanolamine N-methyltransferase. The transcript has a single exon. Lineage: Eukaryota; Fungi; Ascomycota; Pichiomycetes; Serinales; Debaryomycetaceae. Gene Ontology annotation, biological process: phosphatidylcholine biosynthetic process. Gene Ontology annotation, molecular function: S-adenosylmethionine-dependent methyltransferase activity. The coding region runs from base 1 to 615 and encodes 204 amino acids. The record is from RefSeq and is a predicted model, not a curated record.
AUGUCUUCAAUUGAUUACUCUAAAUACUUGCAAUACUUGGACUUCAAUCCGGAAAUUGCUUAUGCAAUUGUAACCAUCUCUUUCAACCCAAUUUUUUGGAAUAUUGUGGCCAGAUUAGAAUUUAAAAAUCAUUUUUUAACUAAAUUAACUGGUUCUCCUUAUAGAGGAUGUUAUUUAUUAGCUGCUACGAUUUUCUCAUUGGGUAUUUAUAGAGAUUCCAUUUAUCAUGGUGCUCUUUUAAAUCAGCCUACUUAUGAACCUUGGUUGGAUAAUACAAUUGUUAAAUCCUUAGCAAUUUUAUUAUUUUCCUUUGGUAAUAUUUUGGUGCUUUCUUCAAUGUAUGCUUUAGGUGUUACUGGUACUUAUUUAGGAGAUUAUUUUGGGAUUUUGAUGAAGGAAAGAGUGGAAGGAUUCCCAUUUAACAUUGAUAAUAAUCCAAUGUAUAAUGGUAGUACUCUUUGCUUUUUAGCCACUGCAUUAUGGUAUGCUAAACCAAUGGGUAUUUUGGUUAGUUUAUUUGUCUUCAUCAUGUAUAAAAUAGCUCUUUUAUUUGAAGAACCAUUCACGGCUUUUAUUUAUGAAAAUCGUGAUAUUUAUGAAAAAAAAGAUUUAUAG